CUCUGUCUCCGUCUGUAACUGUAGCCUGUGUUUUUCUCUCCCUCCCACUCCCUGCGACGUAUAGAUACUGCAUUGAUCAGACACACGCGCGCAGACACAUGCACACACACGCACACACUGAGCCUCCCACUCCUUUCAUCAUUGAUUCGCUCUGCUCUGCUCUGCUCCGCUCUCUUUUCUCUCUCUCCCCAUUCUCUUUCUCCCUCUCUCGCCGUCUCUCUCUCUCUACAGCGGCACUUGUUGAAUUCAACCCUUGGAGAAUAGAGAGAGGGGAGAGAAACAGAGAGAGAUAAUGACAGGGAGGCAGAGGGAGGCUUUGAGACAGCGCUCGAACAGACAGUGAGCAGAGAGAAUGGGGCUUUGGUGGAUCUAGAGAUAGAAGAUAGGCUGAGGGGAAGACAGUCAGAGGAAAAGUCAGUCAGACAGCACAGAGAAUCAUCUUUGAGACAGUGGGAAUGGCACUUUAAGUGAAAGAGAGAGUCGACCAGACGGAGUACAUCAGAGUGCUCUCCUUCCAUCUCUAACUACUCCUCUCCUGUCCCGACUGCUGCUGCUGCUGCUGCUGGUGUGUUAGUGUGUGCCAAGGCUCCAUGGUGUGUUUUAACCAGAGGACUGGCUUACACAGAUGCCUCUCUCAGCGGCAGAGUCUGCAGUGAAUAUCUGAAACCCCAUCAUCCUCUUCUUCCACGGCCAACAUGUCCCAGCUGCUCCAUGUGGAGAUCCCGAACUUUGGAGCCACAGUUCUGGGCUCCCUUAAUGAGCAGCGCCUGCUGGGACAUUACUGCGAUGUCUCCAUCCUGGUCAAAGGUCAGGCUUUCAAAGCCCACCGGGCCGUUUUGGCUGCCAGCAGCCUCUACUUUCGUGACCUCUUCAGCAGCUCCACCAAGAGCCAGUUCGAGUUGCCCUCCUCAGUCACACCUGCUUGCUUCGAGCAGAUCCUCACUUUCUGCUACACAGGGAAGCUAACCAUGGCAGCUAGCGAACAGCUGGUGGUCAUGUACACAGCUGGCUACCUCCAAAUUCAGCAUAUAGUCGAAAGAGGCAUGGACCUAAUGUUCAAGGCGAACUCACCUCACUGUGACUCGCAGACUGCGGGGUCUUUAGAGGAAACAGGAUCCGAACCACAGAGUCCUUGUAAUAAUGGUAACGGCCUAGCGGUGGCUGCCCUUUUGGGAACCCAGGGCUGGUCUUCAUCCAUACUCAUGCCGCAACGUAAGAUUAAACUAGAAGGGGGGGAGCCAACGCCCCUGACAGUACCCUCAACGCAAAGCAAGAUUUCAUCCUCGGAGCUGGGGAACCGGCUGAGGGCUAGUUCGCUGUUCUACACGACAGCUGGUGGGACUCCCAUUACUGGUAUGCCUCCUUUCCACCUCCAAGGGGCCGGUGGGGGUGGAACAGGAGGAGGAGGAGGAGGAGCUGAAAGGUCCAGUCCUGGCGCGUCCAGCCUGCCAACCACUGACAGCCCUACAUCCUACCAGAAUGAGGAUGAGGAGUUCGAGGAAGAGCCCUACGAUGGGAUCACAGAGGAUGCCUACAGUCAUCUCUAUGGACGUUCAGCUAACCCCUACGGGAUCCAGGACAAGCCAGAGAUGGCAGCGAUGCCCUUGGCCUUGGAGAGCCGCAACUGUGUGCUGAUCCGCAGGGACCUGGUGGCGCUGCCUGCAAGCCUCAUCAGCCAGAUAGGCUACCGCUGCCACCCUAAGCUCUACACUGAGGGGGACCCUGGGGAGAAGCUGGAAUUAGUAGCUGGUACACAGGUGUUCAUGACUCGAGGACAGCUGAUGAACUGUCAUCUAUGUGCCGGUAUCAAACACAAAGUCUUGCUUCGCCGUCUGCUAGCCACGUUCUUUGAUAGAAACACUUUAGCCAAUAGCUGUGGGACAGGCAUCCGUUCGUCUACUAGUGACCCCAGUAGGAAACCCCUGGACAGCAGGGUCCUCAACGCUGUCAAACUCUACUGUCAAAAUUUCAACCCUAAUUUCAAGGAGAGUGAAAUGAAUGUGAUUGCUGCUGACAUGUGCACAAAUGCGAGGCGUGUCCGCAAGCGAUGGUUGCCCAAGAUCAAGUCCAUGCUGCCUGAUGGCAUGGAGGUGUACCGUGCAGGAAUGGGCAUGGGUGCUGCUGUGGGUCUUGGCCUAGCACUGGGCGGCCCUCAACCGGGGGUGCCACUUCCGUUUGAGCCCGACUUCAAAGCCCUAGAGCAAAGGUUGUACCCAGACCGCAAAGACCCUCUCAGGACUCAUCCACCACUGACAGAGGGCAGCCCCGGGUCUGGGGCAGCCGGAGCAGAGGCUGAAGGUGAAGGUGAAGGAGUUGUCCAGGAGGAACAGGAGGAAGAUGAGGAUGAAGCUGCGUUAGAGGGUGUAGACGGAUCAUUGGGGGCGCCAACUUUGAUCCCAGGAGCCGAGGCAGGCAACUGUGGCGACACGCCGCCUGAGCAGGAGGUGGAAAGUUUUGGACAAGGUCUGAGGGUGAACGGACAGUGAAUGUCCCUCUGGGCUGCCUCUCACAUUGUGAAAUCUGUUUAACACCGCAUUUUCUUUUGCUUGCUCUCUUACUCUAACAUCUCAACCACCACUCUUUCUUCUCCUCUGUGCUUCCUCAACGGGAAUUAUUCGGCACAAAAAGCUGCGCUCGUAGAUCCUGCUAUACAGGAAUUUGUCACACAUGCAUGCGCACGCGUGUGCUCGUGUACACGUAAUACUUACUGAUAGUGGAAGUAGAUCACUCAUAGAAGCAGUAGACACAGGCAUGGCAUUAGCACAUUAAGAAUCAACCUUUUCCGCUCCACCCUUUCCUUAGUAUAUUCCGUAUUUACUCAGUAUUUCGGCACCCGCAGCAAUAUUACAAAGGCCUGGUAGCAGAGCAAAAGGCUGGAAUGAUUCAUCAUUUCGGUGCAACACAAAAGAAACAGCUGCUUCGCUGGCAGUUUAUGGAGUGCGGUUUAAUGGUUUAAAUGAUUCCGUUUUCUUGGAAUGCCACAUCUGAAAAUAACCCGCGUAACCUUGGGAAAAACAGAUAAGAGAAACAAGGCUCUCUUAAAAAGCAGCUUAUUUUUUUAUAUGAUCAAUAUGUACAAAUAUAACAAAGACUGUAUUAUAAUUAGAGGUCAAGCAGUGCAUUACUGCCAUUAAACCCAACAGUCUUCCUUUUUGUCAAAACAUCAUGUCAUUUUAGGAUAAAGACGAGGGAAAGUUUUUCUGUGAAAGCUGAAAAACUUCCCCACAGUCAAACGAAUAAUCUAUCACAUGGAGUUGUGUUUUCAUGCACAUUCGCCCGUGACGUAUUGGAUUAGACUGUCAAUGUGAUGCCUGUGUCUGCUCCAGACCGCCCACCCCUCCCAACCACACACACAGAUCCACACACGCAAACGUGCGCAUAUCUCUCACCUUAUGAUAUUUAAUAUCUGCACCGAUUGCAUUAAAAACACACUGUCUCAAAAAAAAAAAUGUAACAACGCUUUUUAACUUUGAGAAAUCCUUUUUUGAUUCCAUCAUUGUGUCUUGGAGAUGCAGAGAGAGACAUGAACAAGAACAUGCACUAAAACCCAAGCUUGCAUGCAUGAAUACAAACAAUGGAAGCAGAGAAUUAUUGAAAACAACAACAAAGCCACAAACUUGCAUCUAAAUAAGAAAACAGCUACUGUUGCCUCGAGAUAUGCCAUUAAAGGACUUUUUCCUUUUUUUUUUAUCUCUCACUGGGAUCUGACCUCAGUCUGACACAUGUUAGAACUGACCUGGGCGUGACCCAGGAUCGACUGUGUUUGACAGAGCACAGAUUGGAUUUUUCUUUUUUUUUUCUUUUUUAACUACGGAGCGUGCUGUCACCACGGAUAGAGGAGACUGAAUAUAUGGAGUAGUAAGAGGAAGUGCACUACACUGAGUGGUAGAGGAGAGAAGCACUGUUUCACCUUGAUGUGGUGGUGUGAUUGGCACCGAGACUACACAGUCCUGCUUCCAUCCUGUUUUUCUUUUUCCCUGGGGUGGGGGUGGG
This is a messenger RNA of Epinephelus fuscoguttatus (brown-marbled grouper), 3993 nucleotides long. Its product is annotated as nucleus accumbens-associated protein 2. The transcript has 7 exons. NCBI's taxonomy places the organism in Eukaryota, Metazoa, Chordata, Actinopteri, Perciformes, Serranidae. Gene Ontology annotation, molecular function: DNA-binding transcription factor activity, RNA polymerase II-specific; RNA polymerase II cis-regulatory region sequence-specific DNA binding; protein binding. The coding region runs from base 696 to 2486 and encodes 596 amino acids. Gene Ontology annotation, biological process: regulation of transcription by RNA polymerase II. The record is from RefSeq and is a predicted model, not a curated record.